Molecule: messenger RNA, 1215 nt
Organism: Colletotrichum graminicola M1.001
Lineage: Eukaryota; Fungi; Ascomycota; Sordariomycetes; Glomerellales; Glomerellaceae
Exons: 2
Coding region: 1-1215 (404 amino acids)
Source: RefSeq, a predicted model, not a curated record
AUGUCCUCGCCCUCAGAGGGCGAGCCAACCAUGGCAGAUGUGUGGGAGAAACUCAAGCUUGUCAUUUUCAAGCUCUGGCGCCAGACGAGCCGCCGCAUGAGAGUAACUGGCGCUUUUAUACUCUUUCUUGUUGCUUCGUUAUGGCUCUCUCUGCCCUCGAUCAAGACAAUGACCGUGCCGCAAAUCUCUCUCGAAUAUGCACAUUCGCCAUACAACCACUCUAAGGUCGCUCUCCUCGUAGAGAACAGACCCAAUCCCAUUCUCGCGCCUUUGAUGCUGCACUUCAUCUCCGUGGUGCCACCCGAUUGGCGCUUCCGCUUCAUGGGCUCUAUCGAGUCCGUCAAGUUCAUAAACCAGUCUGUUGCUAUUCGCGAACAAGUCGCCGCUGGCAAAUUGGACCUGACCUACAUUCCCGCCAACAUGAGCACAGCUGGUCAGGAGAUGAUCAGUCGUUAUUUAACAAACCUCUGGCUCUAUGAGACGGUCCUGCAGCCUGCCGAGUGGCUCCUCGUCUUUCAGACAGACAGCAUCCUCUGCGCCAACAGUAAGAGGAACAUCAACGACUAUCUCGAGUAUGACUGGAUCGGUGCCCCCUGGAACCCUGGCGGCCGCUGGGGUGGCAAUGGCGGCCUGUCAAUACGUCGUGUCAGCGCCAUGAUCGACAUCCUGAGAAAUCAGCAGCGCGUCGACAAUUCAGAGCCCGAGGACGUUUGGCUUGCCGAGCGCCUUGCUCACCAUCCGGGAAGCAAAGUGGCCAACGGUACCGUGUCGCUGUACUUUAGUGGCGAGAUGCACGUAGGUGAAGGAGCCAAAGUCAAGACAGGAGACGAUGCAACACUCGAGGCUGCCGCUGAAGGAGAGUUGAUAUCGGGUAUCGACGACUCUCGUCAAGGCUUCUACGAGCCCAUGGGCUACCACACGGGAGGCAGCGGCGUUUGGCUUCAUGGUUCCAUAUGGGGUUCUCCGAAGCUGCGCAAGCAUAUUUGGGACUAUUGCCCCGAGAUCAAACUCACACUUGCCAUGGACGCCGCCAAGUAUGUGCCCGGCAACUGCAAGGCAAACUGGAAGAGAGACCUUGAGGGCGUGCUUGAGGCGGAAAGUGAUGGUCAAUCAGAAGCUGGCGAGGAAGCGGAGGAUUCGCAGUACCCCUUUGGAACAGAGAUCAUUGAGGGGAGGGAGUAUCCAAAACUGCCGCCCUCUCUGGUGGCAUGGUGA